Molecule: messenger RNA, 1545 nt
Organism: Vanderwaltozyma polyspora DSM 70294
Lineage: Eukaryota; Fungi; Ascomycota; Saccharomycetes; Saccharomycetales; Saccharomycetaceae
Gene: NGG1
Product: histone acetyltransferase NGG1
Exons: 1
Biological process (GO): regulation of transcription by RNA polymerase II
Cellular component (GO): SAGA complex
Molecular function (GO): transcription coactivator activity
Source: RefSeq, a predicted model, not a curated record
AAUAUUGAAGAAGAUGAAAAACCAAAGGAAGAGGAAGAUGAAAAAAACAAGGGAGACAUUGAUGUAUAUAGAAUGGAAAAUGAUCCCUCUGUGAAAAAUCCAAAAUCUGAAUUUGUAGUUUCACAAACUUUACCUGCUGCUGCUGCCAGAUUAGGCUUGUUUAAUGAAGAAGGUUUGGAAAGUACUGGUGAAGAUUUUUUAAAAUUGAAAUACAGUGUUGCAAGUUAUCCUACAGAUGAUCUUAAAGAGUUACUACCUGGGGUUCUUCCAGACAUGGACUUCUCGUGUCCUAAACCAACUAAUCAAAUACAAUUUUCUACAUUCUUGUCAUCAGUUGAUAACUACUUUAAGGAAUACUCAGAUGAAGAUGUUAAAUUUAUGAAGGCAAAGAACAUUAUGCCACCAGAUCUACAAGCUGACAAAACUUACGAUCCUGAUGUGACACCAUACGUAAUUCCUAAACUGGGCCCAUUGUACUCACAUGUUUGGUUGAAAGAAGAUGAUAAUCAGAACAUUGGCGGCACCUCUCCUCCAUCACUGAGCGACCCUUCUGUGAUAUUGCCAAGAAAAAGUGGCUCAUUUAUUACAGAUGGAGCCCUAGAAACAGAAGAAGUUUCAUGUGGUCCAUUAUUAUCAAGAUUACUUUCUGCUGUGUUUAAAGGUGAAACCGAAAUGGAUGAUAUACAGCAAGAAGCUAGCAAUAAUACAGAAGUAAAUAUUAAAAUUGAAGGUAAUACAGCGGCUAGCACCCCUGGCCAAUCUAAGAUGGAUGGAUUGAUGGAAGAAAUUCCAACUGUAGAGCCACAACAAAAGGAUGAGACGCCUGGAUCAGUACUUGAUAGUGCAGUAACAGAAGAAAUGGAAGAGCUUAAGAAAUCGUUAAGUCGAGUACCGGAAGGUGUGCUUCCGAUCCAAAGUGGAUGGAAAGCGAAUGAUGUCAGUCUAGAUUAUCCUACAUUUGAAGAAAGAUUGAAAAGAGAACUUAAAUAUGUGGGUAUAUAUAUUAAUCUACCAAAAGAUGAAAAUAACCCUAAUGGAGACGAUCCGGAUUGGUUAACUGGUCGAGAAGACGAUGAAAUUAGUGCAGAAUUAAGAGAAUUACAAAAUUCUUUAAAAAUUGUAACUAAAAAGAAUGAUAAAAGGAAGCACAUAAUCGGGCCACUAUUAGAAAGAUAUUUAGCAUGGCAAGAAUAUAUGUCAAUACUUGACGACUUGGACAAACAAAUCGAUCAAGCAUACAUCAAACGUAUUAGAGUACCGAAAAAGAAGAAGAAACAUCAUCAUGGGUCAUUAUCAUCCAACGUAGGUUCCGCAUCACAAGUAGCACAACAAAAAGCUGCAAAUUCAAGCUUAAAAGCAUUAUUAGAUAAAAGACAAAGGUGGAUAAAUAAAAUAGGCCCAUUGUUCGACAAACCUGAAGGAAUGAAAAGAAUACCAAAGGAAAGUAUUUUCAGGGAUAUAGAUCAACCAGAAGAUGAAGACGAAGACGCAGACGUAUUUGGACAAACAAAUACAAAUAAAGACGAUGAAUUAACAGAAACAUAA